Molecule: messenger RNA, 13470 nt
Organism: Coregonus sp. 'balchen'
Lineage: Eukaryota; Metazoa; Chordata; Actinopteri; Salmoniformes; Salmonidae
Source: the annotation of a GenBank genome assembly
AUGGAGGAUAAAGGCGAGAACGGACACGCUGUAAAAUACUACCGACUGUCAGAAAUCGAGGAACGGAAUUCAUUCAAGAGUACAUGGAUUAUAAUCAACCAUAAAGUCUACGAUGUCACCACAUUUCUGGAGGAGGUGAGAAAAUUGGGCUAAACGAAUGGUUCAUUUUAUAGCCCAUCAAUUUUUACUUGAUUUAGGCUGAUCCAUAAUAGCCAUCAACAGGUCAAUUUUUCUCAGUAAUCAUCCAUGGCAACAUUUCAUACCAUUGUGUGCGAAGUCAAUAAAUACUUUUUAAUUAUGGAGGAUAGGGAGAUCAGCGCACGAACGUUGGAAUUUUUAUUUUAUUUUUUAUCUUAAACGCUUGAUUUGUUACCCGCACUAUAAACCUGGCCUCAAAGACUAGACGUAACACAGUAAACGUAAAUCUGUUACAUUCAAAUUAGUAUGAUAGCCUAUGUUAUGUUUCUUAUGGUUACAUAAGGCAGAAGGUUACUUAACCCUGACCUAGUCCACAGUAUUACAGUAGUAGAUCAGAGGACAGCAUGUAGUGUUAGGGUUUAACCCUGACCUAAUCCACAGUAUUACAGUAGUAGAUCAGAGGACAGCAUGUAGAGUGUUAGGGUUUAACUAUAGUUUUUUGACACACCUGUGCAUCACAUGGUGAUGUCAUGUUGAACAUUGAAUAGCUCCCUGUGUGUUUAUGCUAGAGACUUACCAUUUAUUGUAGUAGCUGCAGUGGCUGCAGUAUAGAGCUCUUCACGGAUGCACCUGUACCUGAAUACCCGAGACCAGAUCCGGGACCCGUCUGGGUCGGAGCUGAUAUGAUUGUCACGGGUCUCGGGUAUGUGUAAUUUUAACUGACCCGUACAGAUCUGAAUGUGACUGCUGCAGUAGAGGGAGGGAGAGACAUUGUAUAAUUUAUGCUGCUAUUCUUUGCUUUUCAUGAGUGGCGCGUGUCGCUUGUUGUUGUAGAGGAUCUACGGUCAUAGAGCCUCCGUGUGUGGUAAAAGUUAGGGAAUAUCUCAUCAAUGGAGGAAGAUGGAAUUAAAAUGAUGGAAUUAAAAGUUAAAGGAGAAGGAUAGGCUACAACGACCAAGAGCCAACAGGUAGGCUGCUACUUUACAUUCUGAAUGGAGUUGUUGUUGUUUGUAACUGUGUUGGACAAGAAAGCGCAUGCAGCCUCAAUUAGCCUAGCUAGCUAGCUUAACUAGCUUCUCCUGGUUUGAUGCAGUCAAGACGGGUACUACGUAAUCAUAUUGGAUGAUAAAUAACCUAGCUAUGGCAGCUAUUAGUCUAUUAUAGCGCGAGUCGGCUUGGUUGGUUGCUGUCUCUCAUCUCUCCCUCCUCCCUGUUCCCGUGUCACUCGCACACAGCUCCGGUUUUAAUAAAGUAGCUUAAAAAUGGACUUUUCUGCUUCUUCUCUCACUCGAACUGGGUAUAGUGAGUAGUGAUGGGGGGAAAAAAACAAUACAGAUAGAUAUUGGGAUAUUAUUUUUGUACCUGCAUCAAAACUCCAGUAUUUUUCCUUCGUAGCUUCUUCUCCAUCUUCUUUUUAAAUAGGGAGCUUUUUUUUUUCAGCACUUGUAUUUCCAUGACUGAUCAAAACUUGUUUUCUCAUGGCUCUCUCUUGGCUCUCUGCAGCAGACAUAUGGUGAGCAAGAUGUUUGGAACAUCGAAUCGCAGUAAAAUCACAGUAUCGAAUCGCAAUAAAUAUAGAAUUGUGAGAAUUGCAAUUAGGGAUGGGCAUUUGAACUUUUUUGACUGUUCGAAUACCCGCAUAAUUUUUUUUAGAGUACUUGGCCUGCACUGGAAAAAAAUAUGUGCGCGUUUAUCAAUAUGCCAACCGUGAGCAACAAUGGCUUAUUUAUCAUAACCAUUACAGAUAUAGAAUCCUAAAUGCUGAAUUGCCUCAUAUAUUCAGUAAUUUAAGAUUCAUUUAUUGAAACAAUAUAUAUUAUAUUGUGGAAGACAAUCUUUAAAAAGGUAGUAACCUCAGCAGUGUAGCACUUGCUUGUAGAAGCCUAUGGCUGUGCAAUGGCAUAGCCUUGUUUUGUUGAUUUAGCAGACAACUGUUAUUUCCCAUCCUUAUCACAGUCAAAACACACCUAUUUUAUAGUAAACAACAUGAUGUAAUAUAACAGAAUAAAAUAUAACAGAAUAGUGCAAAGUGACGCAUAUCUUGCAUCUGGAAGUUAUUCUCAGAGUGCUAAUUUGAAAGUGGCUCAAUUUGGCGAUUUUGAAUGACACAUUUUUCAGGGUUACAAACCAAAAUCUAUUAUUUUCGAUAUACAGACGUUCAAUUUAGUUUAUUCUGCCUGUUCUUUGCAAUUAAAAAAAUGGAUUAACAAUUCCACUUUGAACACUGCAUGGGGAUGAAUUAUGGCCACGACAUCUGUUUGGUGAGUAGGCCUAUGCUUAAUAAUUCUGAUGAAAAUACGCUCUUUGUCGUUAUCAAACUAAUAUUUUUGCGUAUUUUCAGUGCAGAACCUGUCUAUGUUUAGGGGGUUAUAGCCUAGGCUAAUCAAUUCUAAAUGACACUAAUUUGCAAAGUAGGGGUCAUCACUAGUUACCACAGCCACAAAGUCAUAAACCCUGCCUAUUUCUAAAAUGUAUUUUCUUAAAAUCAGAUUUUAAACCUAACCAUAACCACACUUCUAACCACAUGCCUAACCUUAAAUUAAGGCCAAAAAGCAAAUGUUUGUGUUCAUAAAUUUUUUACGAUAUGUGACCCGUUUCAGGAAACUAGGCGUAUGUCGCGGGUCACUACUUCACAGGAGAGCCAUUUGAACGUAAACUUUAAAAAAAAGUCUAAAUGUGUUUUUUGGCAGAAAUGCCUUCUCGAACAUGUGAACUUUCAUGUGCCUUAAUAACAAACUUGUAUGCCAUCUUUAAAUACGAAUAAAACAUUUAAAUUACGAGCCUAGUUGGUUUAGCGAAAGAAAAAGACAGCAACCUUCCCACUAGCCAUGAUUGGCUGAGAUAAUGAGUGGGCUGGACAUGCCGAGAGAUGAGUUUGGAUUGGUCUGCCAUAUAGCACGCUUCUGUCUAUUUGAGCUGGUCAGUAUGUCCUAUUUCUGGAGGACUGAGUUUUGAAAUCAGUGGAAUUUGAGUAUGAUAGCUAAGGAGAUGGAGAAAACACCUCCGGAUUACAUCUUCAAGCUAAGGGCAACCAUGGCAUCCGACAGGAGACUCAUCUAUCCAUGAAUUAUGUAUAUGGGUAAGAUAGUCUAGCUAGCUACAUUUUCAGAUAUUACACGUUUCAAGUUUUGACAGAAAGAGCCAUUUGCUUGAGCCUAAUGUUAGCUAGCUAACAUUGAACCUGGUUGGUUAGCUACCUGCAGAUUCAUGCAGGGUAGUAAUGUCAUGAGUUGUGAUUAUGGUUCAUUGUUUACUUAGCUAGCUAGCUACAUGUCUUAACAAAAGACUUCACUAUGCAAGUAACCAUUUCGGGUGCAUUCGUAAAUUCAGUCUGGCCAUCUACUCCGAUUUCAGAGCACUCUCGUCUGAGUGUGCCAGAGCGAAGAAUAACUGAUGAAUUUACGAACGCUCAACACCCGUUGAAUACGGCCGGUGUCAGUAAACGUAGUUUAAAAAACAUAAUUAAGUUGUUGCCAGCAGCACAGUUGCAGUCACCAAUGCUGUGGAUAACAUAACAGCCUAACCAGCUCUGCUAGGGCGAGUAAUGUUCAGUGAGCUGUUCUGUCAUUUGUGUCUGGAAGUAGCUAGCAAGUUAGCUUGGGUGCUUGACUUCUGUUGUUAGUACAGAACGCUCGGAUUAACCCUUAAAGAGAUAGGUGGGGCUAAAGCUUAAGAGGGUGUGAACGAUGCUGAAUGGGUGUAGACAAAGAAGGGCUCUCCAGUAGUAGUACCAAAAGAUUCAAAGGUAAUUUUCUCAAAAUUGAGUUUACAAGUUUAUCAACAUUCAAAGCAAAAUGACUUUCCCAUUGUUCCUCAAUUGUAGUGUAUGAUAUACCAUUUUGUAGCUCCGAGUCUCUACUUUUAUCCAAUGUAAAAAACACAAAUGUCAAAUUUUGCUACAUAAGACCAAUUUGUGCCGGUCGGUCACACAUAGCCAAUUUUGACUUUGUGGCUGUGGUAACUAGAGACAACCACAAAGUAGCAUUUGCGGAAAAUGACGCAAUUAUUCCAAAACUUCAGCUCAUUGUUGGAACACAUAUUUCCGUACUUCAGUCAACCAGUCCAUUUUGAAUUUGUGACAAAAUUGUAGUCAUUUGGCAAGGGAUGUAGCUUGUGUAUCCCAUCUGUUAGAUAUGACUCCCGAGUGGCGCAGUGGUCUAAGGCACUGCAUCGCAGUGCUAGCUGUGCCACUAGAGAUCCUGGUUCGAGUCCAGGCUCUGUCGCAGACUUCCGUGACCGGGAGACCCAUGGGCGGCGCACAAUUGGUCCAGUGUCGUCCAAGGUAGGGGAGGGUUUGGCCGGCAGGGAUGUGGGUUCGUUUCCCACGGGGGGCCAGUAUAAAAAUUAAAUAAAAAUAUCAACAACAAAAAAAAUAACAUGUAUGCAUUCACUAACUGUAAGUCGCUCUGGAUAAGAGCGUCUGCUAAAUGACUAAAAUGUAAAUGUCAAUGUUUUUAUAGGCAUUUAUUUCUGUAGGCACACUCAACACGCGUGUGUAGAGGGAGCGGUCGGAACGCAAUUGAGUGAGCCACAGAGGGGAAAGGGGAUUUAUGGAGCAGAACUGUGUGAUGCUUGGCUUCUUUUUAGUUGUGUCCUGCAAAUGCACAUGUAUAAAUGGAACGAUAGAGUCAAAGCAAAUUAACGUUGUCUUCAAGAUACAAUUUCAACCAAAUAGUUUUAUAAUAUUUAAAAAAUAUAUGAUCUCUGGUCAAUGAUCGAGUUUUGACGUCAGUUCGAUUACUCAUGCCUAUCCAUAAUCGCAAUACAUAUCAUAUUGGCACCUAAGUAUCAUGAUAAUAUCGUAUUGUGAGAUCCCUGGCAAUUCCCAGCCCUAAAAGUGAGUGAUCAUAACCAUCACCAAUGUCGUUUUCUCUCCUGGGUUUCUUUGCACUUUGGAUAGACCUAGCUUAUUGUUAUUAUAAUGUGGCCUAUUGACAAUUAGAUAAGGCCAGAUAAAAUAGUAUACAAAUUAGACGAGUAAAGCUAGCUAUCUGAUCCGUCCUCUGAAAGACUGGGUUCAGUCGAGGACACUGAAUAUCCCCAACAGCUGGCAAGUCACACUUGUCCUGGUUACAGAUUAAUUUACCCUUUGGAUCAGACAGUACAGGGUAGGUAGCUCAGAGGUGAGGAAGGCAGACCAGUAGGCAGAAGGUCGCUGGUUAAAGUCCUAUGCUGGGUGAUGAAAAGUGGGAACUGAACUGGCAAUUGGAAGGCUUCUGGUUUCAGACCAUAUCCCAUAUCCACUACUGUGUUGCCCUUGAGCAAGAAACAUAACCCUUAACUUCUCCAGGGCUUCUCCAGCGCUAUGCUGUUGCUGACUAUGUGUUCCCCCAAAAUAUGUUCUGUAUGUUUCUGGGGAUUGGGAGCAGAGCAGUGAAGAGAGAUGAAGAGCAAUGAAGUACUAUUCUAUUCUACAUUGUUCAAUUUGAGUAGGGUAAAUAGUAGCGUUCAGUUGGGUUUCAUGAGGCUACCUUACACAAGAGUUUAUAGUGACAUUUUAGGGAUUUCUUAUUUAGGCCAAUAACACUCAAUAGGUCAAGCAUGAUAAUUCUUACUGUUCCAUCGGGUUCAACCUGUUGUGUACAGUCUCCAAAUGUAGGUGUGAGUUCAAUACCUUUUCACAAGUUUCUAUAAUGUUAUGCAAAAAAAGCUAUACUUAUGUGUCUUGAAUAACGUGUGUAACUAGCAGAAUAGGUUUUGCUGAAAGAUGAUUGUUAAAUAUGAUUUAAACUUGGAUAGUUUACUAAAAUUACAAAUGUACCUAAUCUUGUGGAUACCUAGUCCAGUGGUUCCCAUACUUUUUUUACUCCGCCAACAAGAAGGGUGUGAACAGUUUGUCUCAUGAACAGUGCUUGUGCCCAUAGAAGUAGAUGUGGCACGGGCAUGGAAUCUUUCCCAAUGCUGGAAGGGGGGCUUGAGUGAAAAAGUUUGGGAACCCCUGCCCUAGUCUAUGAACACAGAGAACCAGUGAUCCAAGAUGUGAUUUUGUCUAUUUAGCUACAGCUUAGCAUUAAGGUUUCAGGUAAAACAAUGGGAAUGGACUCCUAGAAUGCAUUUAAUAAGCCUAAAUUGUAUAAAAACAACAACUCUGACAUGUAUAAUACAGCACCCAGGUGGAGAGGAGGUCUUGAGAGAGCAGGCUGGCGGCGACGCCACAGAGAGCUUUGAAGAUGUCGGACACUCAUCAGAUGCCAGGGAGAUGGCUGCCAACAUGGUCAUUGGAGAACUACAUCCAGUAAGCACUUAUUCAGUACCUUAAACCUAUCUUUUUAAAGGCUUUACGAACCUUUUGCCUCUGGGGGUGCUCUUGAGCCAAAAGGGGUCCGUCCCCUAAAUCAUCAGAAAUAUUGUCCAGAAAUGACCUCAUUGGACAGAAAGAGGUAUACCCAGUGAUGUAGUAGUAAAAAUAAAUAGGUGGGUAAGCGCUAAUCGGCGUUCCCGGUAAGUAAUGCUCCCUAAACUUUCAAUGCAUUUUUCCACUAAAGGUGGGUAAACGCUUGAGGAAAAUAAAAAUGGUGCGUAGCUCACGUUUUACGUACAUUUACCCUCCACUACACCACUGGGUACACCUUCCCACACCCAUGAGCAAAAGCAAACAUUGUUUGCCUGAAAGAUUUGUGGUUUCAUCAAACUGUCAUGAGAUAAAAAAAAAAAUUGUAAUAUUAUAUCAUUUAUGAACCAUACAGCCAAUAUUCCACCCAACAUUUGAUGUAAACCAUCGAUAAUACACUCACCGGACAGUUUACAUGGGCUGUGGCUUGCUAUAUAAAGCAGGCAGACAGGCAUCGAGAUCUCAUUGAGAUGAUUUUAGAAUGGGUGAAAAAUGAGUGAACCAUAAGCGAUUGAGCGUGGUAUGAUCGCUAUCUGCAGGUUGCGCCGGAUCCAUAUCAGAAACGUUUGCCCCAUGGGUUGUAACGCUAGCAAGUUUAACCGAGAAGUGUGACAAACAAAAACAUACCAGUCAUGCAUCCUGUGGCAAAACCAUGGAAGUCAAGCAGAAGCAAGCAAAUUGUUGCCGCAAAGGCGAGCCAUAACAGAAAAUAUGGCGCAGUACAAAAAAGUGGUUUGCAAACGGCAUUCGAAGCCAACUUUCGGUCCUGUCAGGAUAUUGCAGCAACGACCACACUGGGUUGGACUUUAUCACUAAAAACAAGAAGAAGUGGCUCCAUGGGCACACGAUACCACACUGAAAUGAGGAUGGCAAACAUGAGAUCGAGGCUUUCGAUACUAGUGACCUGCUUAAGGCAGCAAAUGAUGAUGCAUCUGGCGUCAGCAUGGACCACUUUUCCAUGUAGAAUCAAUGCCCCGAACAAUUCAGGCUGUUCUGGAGGGAAAGGGGUUCCGACCCAGUACUGGAUGGGUGUACCUAAUAAACUGUAUCUAUGAUCUAUGAAACAAUCAGCAACUAAGCUUCCUUUCUGGAUCUCUAACAAUGGCUAAUGCCGGGAGAUUCUUCCUGUAAGGAGGGGUGGCGGGUCUUCCUAGUGAUAUUGGUACAUCCAUUUGAAUUCAAUUACAUUUUGACAGCAUCCCCUUUGAUUUAAACAGACCUUCUAUACAUAUUCACUUUUUGAACCUGAGGGCCAAAACAUUCAGGAGAAAAGUGCUCAAAGUUGACCUGUUUUGCAUACCCCACCCAACCAGCUCUCACAGUCUCACUUCAGAAUCCCUGUUCAUAACCAAAACCUACUUGAAGGUAAGAGCGCUCACCGUUGCCCCUAGUGGCCGGUUUCCAUGUCAUCUCUCGACGUCCUCAGACAUGGAUGGACGUCGAAUACUGACUUGUAUCACGGGUGACCUGGCUGACCCCACCAUGAGACAGCCAUGUCUUCAUCGCUGGAAAAGAUAAACAGUUGACUUUGAUAUAAUUUUAAAAGCUUACAAACAGGGUUGUCAAACAAUUUGAAAUUAUCUUGGAGAAAAAAAAGGUUUUAAUAAAAAUGAUCUAAAAAUGCCUAAACUCUGAAUUUUUUCAUAUUUGCUUAUGUUGUAGCUUAGACCCUACUUUACAUCAUCUGAGGUUUUUAUAUUUUACCCCCCAUCAGUUGAGACAACAUGCUUUUGAGUACAGGGUGGGUGUCAUUUUAAUCAUAGAAAUAGAACUCAUAGAAUGGAACUAUCCCUUCAGACCACUGCAAUUAAGCUGGUACACCAUAUAUGUAUUUGUAUUUUUAUUAUUAUUUGUACUUUUACCCCUUUUUUUCUCCCCAAUUUCAUGAUAUCCAAUUGGUAGUUACAGUCUUGUCCCAUCGCUGCAACUCCCCUACGGACUCGGGAGAGGCGAAGGUCGAGAGCCGGACUGCUUCUUGACACACUGCUCGCUUAACCCGGAAGCCAGCUGCACCAAUGUGUCAGAGGAAACACCGUCCAGCUGGCGACCGAAGUCAGCUUGCAGGCGCCCGGCCCGCCACAAGCAGUCGCUAGAGCACGAUGGGAUAAGGAAAUCCUGGCCGGCCAAACCCUCCCCUACGUAUUGGAUCACAAAAAAAUAAAACUCUACAUUACCGUGUAGUUUACCAAUAAAAUGGUCUGAUGGUGAUGUGGAUAUACAGGGUAUAAAGAAAUGAUCUCACUCCAAUAAAUGUUAAUAGAAAGUUAGCAAAAAUAGAUAAGAUCUUGCUACCAUGGAAAGGUAAAUACCUGUCUUUGUGGAAAAAUCACCCUGAUUAACUCUUUAGUAAUAUCCCAGUUUACCUAUUUGCUUAUGGUCUUGCCUAUACCUAGCGAACAGUUUUUUUUUAUUAUAUGAGAAAAAUUUGGAACGGCAAGCCAGACAAAAUUAAACGGGCCUGUUUAUAUAAUGAAUAUGGAGGGCAGAAAUUGUUAAAUAUUAAAGCAUUAGACCUCUCACUAAAGGCGUCAGUCAUACAAAAGGUAUACUUAAAACUGAACUGGUUCUCUAGCAAAUUAGUAAGAAUGUCUCACCCUAUGAUCACGAAUGGCCUUUUUCCCUUUAUUCAGAUUACAACCUCUCACUUUCAGUUAUUUGAAAAGGAAAUCAUCUCCCAAAUAUCACUAUUUCUAAAACAAGCCAUAGAAAGUUGGUUGCAAUUUCAAUUUCAGCCACCAGAAACGACAGAACAAAUAAUACAACAAAUAUUGUGGUUAAACUCAAAUAUACUAAUUGAUUUUAAAAAAGAAGGGAAAAAAAGUACAAUCUUCGUAAAUUAUAUCAUAGGUAGGACUGGUGGCGUUUUGUCACACAUGCAGCUAACAAAAACAUAUGGAAAUGUCUGCUCUACCCAAAAUUACAACCAACUAAUUGCAGCAUUACUGCAAAAAUGGAAGAGGAAAGUGGAAGGGGGGAAAAGUAAGGAACUUGUCUGUCGGCCCUGCAUUAAAGACCAUAAUUGGACAGGACAACUUCACCGCAUCAAAGGGAUGAUGGACGGGGCCAUGUACCGUCAAAUCUUGGGUGAGAACCUCCUUCUCUCAGCCAGGGCAUUGAAAAUGGGUCGUGGAUGUGUAUUCCAGCAUGACAAUGACCCAAAACACACGGCCAAGGCAACAAAGGAGUGGCUCAAGAAGAAGCACAUUAAGGUCCUGGAGUGGCCUAGCCAGUCUCCAGACCUUAAUCCCAUAGAAAAUCUGUGGAGGGAGCUGAAUGUUCGAGUUGCCAAACGUCAGCCUCGAAACCUUAAUGACUUGGAGAAGAUCUGCAAAGAGGAGUGGAACAAAAUCCCUCCUGAGAUGUGUGCAAACCUGGUGGCCAACUACCAGAAACGUCUGACCUCUGUGAUUGCCAUCAAGGGUUUUGACACCAAGGACUAAGUCAUGUUUUGCAGAGGGGUCAAAUACUUAUUUCCCUCAUUAAAAUGCAAAUCAAUUCUGCAUUUUUGACAUGCGUUUUUCUGGAUUUUUGUUGAUGUUAUUCUGUCUCUCACUGUUCAAAUAAACCUACCAUUAAAAUUAUAGACUGAUCAUGUCUUUGUCAGUGGGCAAACGUACAAAAUCAGCAGGGGAUCAAAUACGUUUCUCCUGUGUGUGUGUGUGUGUGUGUGUGUGUGUGUGUGUGUGUGUAUAUAUAUAUAUAUAUAUUACUGAGUAAACACUAAACAGAAACAAAAAAGUUGUGCUGGUCCUUCUGGGGGAUUGGAAGUGAUGCAGACCAUUACAUUGAUGGAAGCUACAAUUUAUCUGCAAUAUUAAAGCCUCAUGGGUCUCCCGGUCACGGCCUGCUGUGACACAUUCUGGGAUCGAACCCGGGUCUGUAGUGACAGCAUUUCAAUUAUUUAUUGAAUUCAAAUUUAAACUUGUAAUUACUACCACAAAGAUGGCUGCCGGUCCAUCCACCGUCGAAUGCCAACUUAAAUGGUAAUGUAUAUUCUAUUAUCUAUAUUUCUAUGAUUUCAAUAGGUUUCAUAUGGAGGAUUGACAGUAUAAUUUAAAACAGAUAUUCUCAUUCAAGUCAACAUUCUCUGAUGUGUGGACCUCCAACCAUCUUUUUGGUACCAUUUGAAAGGCGAAAUUAAAAUGUUACCUCCAUUGACACCCACCUUGCAUUCAAGAGUAUGUUGUGUCUCAACCGAUGGCAGGCACAACACAAAAACUUCAGAUAUUGUCAAAUAGGCUGUAAACUACAACAUAUGAACGCGUUUCUAGAUAAUUGACGUUUUAAGGUUAAAAAAUUACCAAUUUUAUUUAAAAAAAUCACAAUUAUUAAAUAGUUUGACAAUCCUGUUUGUAAGCUUUUAAAUUAUGUCAAUCUCAACCGUUUGUUUAUCUUUUCCAGUGAUUAAGACAUUGAUGUCUUAUGGUAUGCAAAAUAGGGAAACUUUGAGCACUUAUAUUUCUUGAAUGUUUUGGCAUUCAGGUCCAAAAAGUCACUUUCUGAGCACUUCUACAAUGGCCAAUAUGUAUGGAAGGUUUCGUUCAAAUAAAAAAUGGGUGCUGUCAAAAAGUGAUUGAAUUCAAAUGGAUUUACCCUGUUACAGUAUCCCAAAACCCCAUGAUGUGGUGUUAUUUGGUCAUGGGGACGAGAGGUAUGUUUAGGGUACUACAGUUUAAAUUAUCUAAUUUGAUAUUUCUACAGUAUACUAACAACCUGUAUACAAUUUCUUUGUAUCAUUUGCGCUACUGGUUCCACUAUUAUUCCACUGGUAGUGUUUGUUUUAAUGAACCCCAAAGGAACAAGUAAUUUGUAGGUUUUUAUUUUGUUUCUAAGUAAGUACCCGGUCAUCUUCUGUACCACAAAAUUAAGUAUAGUUUUCAGAGUUAGCAGGUCAAGCAGGCACAAUUUGUCUGUCUCUUUGGAAGCGUGGGACUGGAUUGUCAGAAUACAGAUUAAAAACAAAACACCCAGACAACCGUUUAGUUACUAUUAGACAGCGAGCGCACAGGCCCUUCUUGCACAAUACCAACUCACAGUCUCACGUCAGAAUUAGACAUCUAUGUUUCUCAAACGUCAACUUUCGAAAUGUUUUAAGGUUAGGCAUUAACUCCGAAUUUUUAAGGUUAGGCAUUAACUCUGAAUGGUUAAGGUAAGGGUUAAGGUUUGGGCUUACGCCCCUCCGCCUUCCCCGUCCACAACAGUCUAGCAAACCGAAACCUACUUGAAGGUAAGAGUGCUCACUGUUACCCCUAGUGGCCGGUUUCCACAUCAUAUUCCGACGUCCUCAGACAUGGAUGAACGUUGAAUACUGACUUGUAUCACGGGUGACCUGGCUGGUCUUCCUGUGACCUAUUGGGUGCGAGGCUGAACACAACAGUGUAGGGUAUUGUGAUUGUGUUGUCCGCCCUGUUGUGUUCAUUGAAUGACAUUGGCUACCCUUUUAUUCUCUGUAUGUCAUCUUGAUUGAAUGCAGAUGACCAUGAUAUUAUGUAGGAAGUUUCAGUGGUCCCAUAGUUCUGCUAAAACAGACAACACAUCUGUGAGUGUGAAAUGUUAGAUUUCACACCAUAACAUGAUGUGUAGGCUACAUCAUGGCAAUGGUAUGCAAGAUGACUCUUAAUUUACAUUAGAUAUAUUUGUUGAUUUAAUGAAUCAUUCUGGUUUCAAUUGGCUGAUGUGACACUUAAUUGCUAAAAAAUCUGUCUAGUUUGUUUUGGUAGACUGCUUUGCUGCAGAGGAUAGAAAUAAUUUAGUUCUCAGCCUUCCUCCAUAUCUAGUGUAAUCUAAACGGGAAGGAAAGCCUGGUCCUACAUUUGUCGAACACCUGCCAACUCUCAUAGCAUAAUAAACAACCUCUCUCUCUCUCUCUCUCUCUCUCUCCUCGCUCUCUCGCUCUCUCUCUACCUACCUCCACCCCUUCCUUCUAUCUCCUUCACUCUCUCGUGUAGGAUGACCGGCCGAAGAUUGACAAACCUUCAGUAAGUAAAACUAAUGAAUGUGGAUAUCAGGCAACUGUAUCUCAAAUGUGAAAAUGUACGCUACUCAUAUUCCAGCACACAUAGUAUGUUUUUGCUCCAACAUGAAUGAAAGUCACCAACGUUUCGACAGCAUGCUGCCUUAAUCAAGAUUUAUUUUGUAAACACUGUAGUUUACAUGGACAGCACAUCUGACACAUUUACACUGCAUCAUAAAGAUAGGCCUACUCAAAGAUAUGGAGACAAACAUGUCAAUAUUUGUGGUGGCCUCACAGAGUUUCCUUUUCUUACAGGAACCAAUCAAGGAAACCUCAAGGUACGUAGGCACCCCUGAUGCUUUUUUCAGUUUCUUGGUUUUAAAUAAGUUAGAAUUCAUUUUGCAAGUUUGCAUCUGAAUGAGUAAUGGAUGCUUCAGAUGCUUGUUUGUGUUUAUGUAAGGAAAUGUGCUUCCUCAUAUAUGUUUAGAAUUCUAUGGGAGGAUUUUUCAAAUGCAAGACAGUCCUGCAGUCUGCCCAAACCUAUUGUUUAAUCCAAAGUUUGAAUCGCGUGCCAUUGUCUUGCUAUUCUGUAAAGUAAGAACUGAAGACACGCGCAAUUGGUUGUCGAGGGGCAGACUAACGAAUAACCUACUGCCGAUGUUCCCUUGAGCAAGGAACUUAAACCCCUAAACUGCUCAUUGGGCACUGCACUGCGGUUGCCCUCUGCUCCAGCCUCUCCAACCUAAUGUUUGUUUGUGUGUGUAUACCAGAGGGGUUGGGUAAAAGCAGAUGACAAAUUACAAUCUGGUCUAAUAAAGUAUCUUAUAUUUAUUCCAGUGAUUUAAUGGGGAACCAAUAUUGCUAUUCUAUGACAUUAGGGUUUUAUCACCUUUGUACCCUUUCAGCUGACGGUUUUACUGGUGUAUUGUAUCUGAGCUCUUGUUGUUCCUCUCUCCUCAACAGUUGGUGGACAAACUGGUUGUUCCCCGGUUUGGCUGCGGCUGUCGUCACGGUGAUGUACCGCAUGUACACGUCCGAGGAGAAGUAA